AUGUUAGUACCCAAAGCUAGAAUACCCUGUCAGCAAAUCAGUGAAACGAAGCCACAAUAUUGGGACUUCCAGAAAGGUGAGGGAUGGAAGAGAAAGGAGGAAAAGGAAGCAAAACAUGCCCCACCAGAGAGGCAUUUGUCGCUGUGCAACAAUAUUGGGGCUGGUUUUCAACACAUUCUAGAAUUCCGCGGCGUGUUGCACGGUGUUUCUCCAUACAAUCCUUGUGGAAUAGUUUAUACCGACGCAACCGGCCACGGAGCUGAUCCGUCGCACAUUAAUGAGCCAAACUUAGCAACAUUGCUCUCGAAAUCUCGUCUGCAAAAAGUUUCGGCUAUGGGUCAGUUCUACCGUGAUGCCACAGCGCGACCCGAGGGAGCGGUGAAAGAGAGGAGCAGGAUGCUGCGCCUCACUUCGAUCAGUCCUCAUCGCGGCUUUAGCGCACGGGGAUCUUCCAAUGGAAAGUGCGGUAAGAUCCGCCCGGUGACACACGAUGAAAGUAUUAAGAUGUGGCUCAACCAAACAUGUGGCGCUAAGGUCGGGUCGGGAACUCCGUCCUCACCGACUUAG
This is a messenger RNA of Aspergillus niger, 567 nucleotides long. RefSeq lists its product as hypothetical. Bases 1 to 567 code for a protein of 188 amino acids. NCBI's taxonomy places the organism in Eukaryota, Fungi, Ascomycota, Eurotiomycetes, Eurotiales, Aspergillaceae. The record is from RefSeq and is a predicted model, not a curated record. The transcript has 3 exons.